GUUUGUACCGGUAUGGUGCCAGCACCCUUCAAGUUUUCCCAACCUUUCGAGUCUCGACGAACUGCAGCAACACAACACGCCGCUACCCCGCCUAUUCCUUCCGCACAAUGGUCCCAAAUCAUGUGGGGAACACAUUCGUGGGAGCAGUAGGGUUGCCUACUAUAUUAGGACUAGCGCACUGAAUCUGGAUGGCACAGAUGGUGGACUCUACUCAAUUCGGCGACUUGAGUAAGGUGCCGGCAUCAUACUUGUUGCGAUGGUACCGUGUUUACUUAAGAAUACCGGUAUUGUGAUAGCAUAUGAUAGAAUUAACAAGACGGGGCAAGCAAGCAAGACAAGAUACCGUGGGGAACACUAGCCGCCGGAAAUGGGGCCGUUACUGGGAUAGCUGCGCCGGUGGGUCACAUUGUGCAGGAUCGACGGACCGAUACCGUAGCAGCUUGCAUAUUCGGGAAUUCAACAGGCAAGUCGGGAAGGCUCUUGUUAUGGUAAUUAGGAAGAGAGGAAGGGAAAGAAUUCGCUUUCGGCUUCUCUUGUCUUUUUUUUUUGCUUGUCUCUGUCAGAUGCAUACUGCUAAAUUAAUGGCCAACUCCCCUCCUGUUUCGCUCCGGGGACCGGCUACCGGUGUUAGUCUAAGGACUGCUGGACUGGCUGGGGUUCGGAGAGGGGGAAGGACUUUAAGGUCUGAGUUCCGGCAAAGUACAAGUAUGAUACAGUGCUUUUGAGGUUUUGGAUACAAUUGCACUGCUGGCGGCUUAUUAUACGGUUCUGGGGGAUUCACACCUGCUUUCCCACUUUCUUCGCUUGCUUUGUAUUCCGGUCGGUGGUUCUGAAUUCUUGGCUGGGGCUGGGAAAGUAGCUCUAGCACCACCGCAUCGUACGAUAUUUAAAAGGCAAGCUGUGGCCCGGUGUUUUCUCUUCCUCGUUCUCACUGUCUUGUCCUACUCCCGAUUAUUAUUAGGUUUAUAAUUCUUAUAUUUCUGUCACUUUUUCCUUCUUUAUUUCGUUGGAGUGUGGGUGAGUGAUACUUGCGGUGAAGAAGGAAGGGAGAAUGAUUUCAAAAUUCAUCAUAGCAACAGCAUUGCUAACGUUCAUGACAUCCGUCACUGCGCUCUGGCCUAUCCCCGAGAGCUACAAACAUGGCGAUACCACAGUUUGGUUAUCGCCGGGCGUGGAAUUGGUUUUCGAUUCGCCCCCCGAAACACGAACAGCCACAAAACACAAAGUCCACGAGGCCUGGAGCCGCACCCGGGACAUAAUAUUCCAGGAACGCUUAGUCCCCUGGAAAUUUUACCCCCGUGGGGCCAAAUUCGAACCGGAAAACAAGUUCGGCGGGGUGAUCAAGAAGGUAUUCGUCAGACAGACAUCCGUGGACAAGCCGGAGCCUGUGCCCUAUGGAGAAUUCGAUGAGAGCUACACGCUCAUAAUCCCCAUCUCUGGUGGGAACUUUACCUCUCUGGAGGCUAAUGGGGUGGGAGCGACCCUCGAUGAAGGGAGGGAGCCGGGAGCGGUCUACAUCACCGCUGGGUCAAGCCUGGGCGUGCUGCAUGCCUUCACGACGCUCAGUCAGCUAUUCUACUACUCCAACAACCACCGCGACGGGGUGUACUCCAAACUCGCGCCGGUGGAAAUAAACGACAAGCCCAAGUUCCAGCACCGCGGACUAAACAUGGACGUGGCGAGGCAAUGGUACCCGAAGGAGGAAAUCCUGAAGAUCAUCGACACCCUCUCCUGGAACAAAAUGAACAGACUCCACCUGCACGUGACGGACUCGCAAUCCUGGCCGCUGGAGAUCCCCGCGAUGCCGAACCUCGCGGCAAGGGGCGCGUACGCGGAUGGGCUGACCUACUCGCCGCAGGACCUGCAGGACAUACUAACCUGGGGCCGGUCGCGCGGCGUGGAGGUCAUCGUGGAGAUUGAUAUGCCGGGCCACACUACCUCCAUCGCGGAGGCCUACCCGGAGCUCAUCACGGGCAGGGACAAGCAGCCGGACUGGGAUCAGUACGCUGCGCAACCCCCCUCCGGCUCACUUAAGCUCCGCAACCCUGCCGUUAAAAAGUUCCUCACCACACUCUUCGACGACUUACUCCCAAGACUCAAGUCGCAUAGCCAGUACUUCCACACGGGUGGCGAUGAGGUCAAUAAGAACGUGUACAAAUUUGACGAGAACAUCAAAUCCAACGACUCGGCCGUGCUUCAGCCCGCGCUGCAGGACUUCCUCUCGCACGUGCACACCGAGUUGGGCCGGCACGGUGUCACACCCUUUGUGUGGGAGGAAAUGCUGCUCGAAUGGAACCUGACGCUUCCCAAGGACUCGAUCGUGCAGACCUGGAUCUCGGAAGAGAGCACGAAGAAGGUGAUCGAGAAGGGCCACCGGGUAAUCGCGGGGAACUACAACUUCUGGUACCUGGACUGUGGGCAUGGGCAAUGGCUGGACUUCCUUCCCGCCAGCUAUGAAACUUAUUACCCAUUCAAUGAUUACUGCUCCCCUAGGAAGAGUUGGAGACACAUCUACUCCUACGACCCAACAGCAGGCCUAACCCAGGAACAAGCGAAGCUAGUCCUGGGCGGUGAAGUACACGCCUGGUCCGAGCAGACAGACCCCAUAAACUUUGACAGCGUCGUCUGGCCGCGCGCCAGUGCCGCCGCCGAAGUGCUCUGGUCCGGCAGGACCGACGCCGCCGGGAAUAACAGGACCUUCCCCGAUGCUUCCCCCCGCCUCGCAGAGUUCAGGGAGAGGCUUGUGCUCCGCGGCGUCGGCGCGGGUCCGAUACAGCAGUUAUGGUGUCAUCAGCAUCCGGGGGGUUGCCAGCUUUAA
Molecule: messenger RNA, 2818 nt
Organism: Tuber melanosporum (Perigord truffle)
Lineage: Eukaryota; Fungi; Ascomycota; Pezizomycetes; Pezizales; Tuberaceae
Exons: 4
Coding region: 1094-2818 (574 amino acids)
Biological process (GO): glycosaminoglycan metabolic process; carbohydrate metabolic process
Cellular component (GO): membrane
Molecular function (GO): beta-N-acetylhexosaminidase activity
Source: RefSeq, a predicted model, not a curated record